AAAAUGCCUUAGUUACUAAACGUGCGUACUGCGGGACGGAUGUGUCGACCGUUACCCUUGUAAUACACAAAAAAAAAAAAAACAAAACUCUCCCAGAUUUUGGACUCUGUCGGUGAUCGGUUCAGUGGAAUUUGUAUUUAAACAGUGGCAGUGAAUUCUCGUCGGAUACAAUAAGAUAUCGAGCGGGUGUUUGUGAACGCGUGGCGCGCUCUGUCGGGGUUCGGUGGCGUGAGGUCGCGGGGCGCGCGGGACGGGGCUGCUUCCCCCCGCCUCAGUCUCUGCUGCGACUUCGAGGGGAGAGGACGUGUCGCCGUGCUGUAAGAUAGCGGCGUCGUUCGCGCGGGUAACUUUGAACAGUGACCGUAUAACGAGUGAAUUGUGACAAGAGAAAUGUGUGUCGGAUUGCGGUGCGCGAAUCGGAUGCAGUGAUAGGAUCGCACUAACCGGAUUGCAGUGUACCAUUUGGAUUUGUCAGUUAGAAGGAACUAUCAUCAAACUGGGGAUGCAUAAGAUGGAACUCGGCGACAGCGUGUACGCCGCUGAGCGCAUCAUGAAGAAGAGAACUAGAAAGAAUAAAGUGGAAUACUACGUGAAGUGGAAGGGAUGGAAACCGAAACACAACACCUGGGAACCCGAGGAGAACAUCCUGGACCCGAGGCUGAUACAGAGCUUCGAAAGGGGAGAGGAGAUGAGGAAACAGGGGAGGAGGAGGGAGAGGGAGCCGUCGCCGGGGGAGCAACGGCCGAGGAGUGGCUCCGAGGAGAGGGCCGCGGGGGGCAAGAGGAAGGCGGAGGUGCUGAGCAGGGAGUCGGGGAAGAUCGGCGUCACCAUCACCAUGAGUCCGCCCGCCAAGAGGCACGACGGCGGCAAGGCGAGCGCCAGGACACACGGCCAGCCGCCGCCAGCCGCGCCGCCUGGGGGAGCGCCGGCCCCGGCCUCGCCCGCGGCGGAGGCGGCGGCGCCAAGGACCGGGCCGCGGAGGGCUCCGCACUCGCCCGAAGAGGCAGAUGCACACACGCCGCCAGAUAGGGACAGAAGGACGGACACACAGCCCGCAGCCGCCGCGCCCGCAGAGCCCAGGGGAGCGCGCCCGCCACCUACACACGCCGCGCACGCCGACCCCGACGACGACGACUCGUGGGGCGAAGCGCCAGCCACCGCGCCGCCGCCGCCACCGCCUGCCCCUCGCCGCGGCGCCGCCUACUGGAUGGCGCGCUCGCCGGUGGCCGACCAGAUCUUCAUCACGGACGUGACCGUCAACCUGCAGACCGUCACCAUCAGGGAGUGCCGCACCGAGAAGGGCUUCUUCAAGACACGCGAGCACCGGCCGCUGGACAUCACGUAGACGAGCACACGCACAGACUGUACAUAACGUGUAGGUAGUAUUUAUUUAGUUGUUAGGUAAAGUAAUUGUUGACAGUCCUCGUGGACCCGAUCCAUCAGACUACUGUGACCCGUGUCGAGUGUCACUGUGAGGGAGAGUGUGGUGUUGGUGAUAUGAUAACGAGUGCCCGUCACUCUUGAAUCUCUCCGUGUGUUAUGUCUUGUACAUACUCUGUUCCGGUAUAUUUUGUAUAUUCUGUUGUUGUUACUUUGUGAUUUCCGUUCCUGUAUGUGAUGUAUUAUGUUGUUUUUGUUCCGUCGGUGAUCAAGUUCAUGUCUUAAUACUUAUUAUUUAUUAUGGAGAUGAUGCUGUUGGUUUAUGAAAUUGACUGCUUGUUUUUGUUUACAUUUUUUUUUUUAUUAUAAAGGUUGCCAGUGUAUUAAAUGUAUGAUAGUUUCCAACCCGUGUAGUAUCUAUAGUAAGUUAUUUAGUCUGUGGCGGCCGAUGGUAGCUCUUAUUCCCCUCAGACUUCUGUGUAAUGUUAAAACUAUUAUUUAGUUCCUCAUAUUUAUUAUAACGGAGGCGGUGAGCUCGUUGCUAUUUAAGUUUUCUGUAAUUUUGUAAUACAAUUUUAUGAUUAUUUUAUAUAUAAACAUCACAAACGCUAUUUAUAUCUGUAUAUAGAUGCAUAAUUUUUAUACAACAACAUAAUAAUAUAAGGCAUAAUAAAAUGAAACAUGUCUCCGAUGAAACACAUCUCUCAUAACAUUAAUUUCAAUUUUGAAUCAUAAAAUUGUUUUAUAAAUCAAUGUUUGUGUUAAAUAGUGCACUUUAAUAGACAUUUGUAUAUAAUGUAAAUAUUAGUAUAGACAACUCGUUUCAUAAUGUGAUAGUACUCACACUCUGUAGACUGUAAAUAAAUAAAAAGAAAUUAAUUAGA
Danaus plexippus (monarch butterfly) is the source of this 2264-nucleotide messenger RNA. It is a transcript of the gene Pc, whose product is annotated as chromobox protein homolog 6. NCBI's taxonomy places the organism in Eukaryota, Metazoa, Arthropoda, Insecta, Lepidoptera, Nymphalidae. The record is from RefSeq and is a predicted model, not a curated record. The transcript has 3 exons. The coding region runs from base 503 to 1345 and encodes 280 amino acids.